AUGAAACAAGGUUCCAAGGAUUCUGCCCAUGACCCCAUGGCAGGAUCAACUCUGUUCGGGUUGAUUGCUCAAGACUUCACCAGUUCAUUUGAUCUAUUGUGCGUGAAAAGGAACUUGUUUUCAAAGGUCGUGAGCAGCUCUAGUGGCAAAUGGAGCAACUCGAGAUCAAAUUCCUCCACUAUUGGGUUCUUUACCAAGGCCAAAAUAAUUUCCUAA
Molecule: messenger RNA, 216 nt
Organism: Dovyalis caffra
Lineage: Eukaryota; Viridiplantae; Streptophyta; Magnoliopsida; Malpighiales; Salicaceae
Source: the annotation of a GenBank genome assembly